Molecule: messenger RNA, 1518 nt
Organism: Trichomonas vaginalis G3
Lineage: Eukaryota; Parabasalia; Trichomonadida; Trichomonadidae
Product: dolichyl-phosphate-mannose-protein mannosyltransferase protein
Exons: 1
Coding region: 1-1518 (505 amino acids)
Biological process (GO): protein O-linked glycosylation via mannose
Cellular component (GO): membrane
Molecular function (GO): dolichyl-phosphate-mannose-protein mannosyltransferase activity
Source: RefSeq, a predicted model, not a curated record
AUGGAUUUGACGAAAUACGUCAACUACUUGAAGCUAAAGCUUCCUCCAGUUGAGGAAGUCAAAUUAGACAAUACAGAUGUAUUUAUUAUAUUUUUCUUAUCAAUUCUCUCAUACGGAAUUCAUUUUUGGCAAAUUCAGUUCCCUCCUAAUGUUAUUUUCGACGAAGUACACUUCGGAAACUUCACAAAUUGGUAUACUCGCUCGGAAUUCUUCUUUGAUAUUCAUCCCCCCCUUGGGAAAAUGAUUAUGUAUUGGUUAUCUAAUCUAGCUGAGUAUUCUGCAGAGAUAGAAUUCGGCGGAGAAUACGGCCAUCCAUAUCCAGAUGAAACUUAUCUAUGUGUGCGCAUUGUUCCUCCACUUUUUUCGGCAAUGUGCGUUCCAUUAAUAUAUCUAACAGUUAGAUUUGCUUCAUUUGGUCAUUGUGGAGCUGUCGCUGCAGCAGCAAUUAUAUUAUUCGAUACAUCAAUGACUUGCGAACACAGAUUUAUUUUAAGUGACGGAAUGCUUCAUUUCUUUUGUGCUUUACACUUAUGCGUAUUAAGCUACUCAUUAUCAAUCAAACGUUAUACAACUCGUUUCCGUAUUUGGCAAGUUUUUGCAGGAAUUACGUUAGGAGCAGCUUGUACAUGCAAAAACACAGCAUGGGGACUUACUGCUCUCAACGGCAUCAUACAUAUAGUCGAACUUCUCAUCGAAUAUCACGAAAUUAAUGAUGAAUACAUUUAUGAAUUAUUUAUUCGAGGUGUUACACUUGCAGGACUUGCUCUUACAACAUAUUUAACAGCAUUUUCGAUCCAUUUCAUAAUCACUCCUUUCAAUGGGCAAGGAACUCCGUAUCUUCCUCCUCAUAUGAAAGAUCAGUUAGUAAACAAAGAAGACGGUGAUUUAAUUUUAUGGGGUAAACGUGUGAAAGGUCAUUCUGUGGUUUACAGAUCGAUAGUGCUUACAAUUAGAAUGCAUAGAGGUAAUAUGGGAAUUACUGAGUAUCAUCCUUUCCAAAGCCGACCAAUUGGCUGGCCACUUCUUACAGAUAUAUUCGUAGGUUUCUGGAAUAAAGACGGCCACGACGUUACUUGUAUUGGUAAUGCUUUUUCGUAUUACUUAGCAUUUAUCGGCGUGGUGUCACUUUUAUUCGGAUUUUCAAAAGAGAAAUGGCUAAUUGCUAUAAGAUUUACACUCGGAUGGGCUGUAUCAUACUUCCCAUUCUAUUUAAUUCCUCGAACAAUGUAUUUAUACCAUUAUUUAAUUCCAUUGAUGCUUGGAGCAUGUUCUUUUGGUGCUGCAAUCGAACUAUUCCUUCCAAAGUUCUUGUUAGGAGCUGCUUCUUGCCUUGCUGUCUUCCUCUGCUUCGUUGGUUUCAUUCUUUGGUCAACUUACGUUUACGGCUACGUUCCAUGGGAUAAACAUGUCACAAUAUGGAACGAAAACUGGGCGCAUGGUGAUGAAUUCCAUAGAAGUUUAGGCGUAAAGGCAGGAAAAGGAGGAAUGUUCAAUACAAAAGGUGUUAGAAUUGUUUAA